UUAAAGUAGCCUUCCGCCCAAUUAUUGAUUCGCUGGAAUUCAUGUGGACCCUUUGAUUCUUGCAAAUUGUAGUAUCUACUUUGCUUUCAUGAAUAGUGCCAUUUUUUCUACUUAUAAAAGCAGUCUUUCAACUGCAACCUUUAUUCCUUUGUAAUUUCAUUUUUUUGCAUUUUUACCACCAAUUCAUCUCCAAACAUGCCGUCGCUGGAUUCCGAAUCCAACUAUUGUUCUAGAAUUUUCCGAGCUUCUUUCAAGUCUCAGAGGCGCAAUUCCGGUGAUAGGUUUUCUCAACUAGAUUCUCCUUUGAUCGGCUCCAACCCCCACCAGAGUGAAAUGUGGCAAGCGAGGGAUGGAGCUCAUACCGUGAGGUCUCAUGGAGUCAGAGUAGCAAAGAUACAUAUGCAUGAUUGGCUAAUACUUGUGUUGCUUGGUUUUCUUAUACUUAGUCUGAAUGUCAUCCAUCCCUUUUAUCGCUUUGUUGGGAAGGAUAUGAUGUCCGAUCUCAAAUAUCCUCAUAAGAACAACACAGUUCCUUUUUGGGCUGUAGUGCUAGCUGCAGUUCCAUUGCCGAUUUUCAUUUUCCUACUAUUCUAUCUUCGCCAAAGAGAUGUAUAUGAUCUUCAUGCUUCCAUUCUAGGACUCCUAUUUUCUGACCUCAUAACGGGGGUCAUAACUGAUGCGAUAAAAAAUGCGGUUGGCCGCCCUCGGCCUGACUUCUUUUGGCGAUGCUUUCCAGAUGGACAGGAUGCAUACGAUCGAUGGGGAAAUGUAAUCUGCCAUGGUGACAAACAUCUCAUAAUGCAUGGGCAUAAGAGUUUUCCCAGUGGGCAUACUUCAUGGGCAUUUGCUGGCUUGGGCUUCUUGUCUCUAUAUUUAUCAGGGAAGAUAAAGGUGUUUGAUCGCAGAGGCCAUGUUGCCAAACUGUGCCUGGUUGUGCUCCCUCUACUCAUUGCGUCUCUGGUUGCCGUUUCUCGUGUGGAUGACUAUCGGCACCACUGGCAGGAUGUGUUCGCAGGAGGUUUGAUAGGUCUAGUAGUUGCUACUGUCUGCUAUUUGCAGUUCUUUCCACCUCCAUAUCAUGUCAAUGGUUGGAUGACUUACGCCUACUUGCGCGUGUUGGAGGAGCUGAGAGCCAAUAUGGACAAUGGUCAGGUCAACGGGCAGGCUGCCGAGGUCGAAAUCCAGCCAAAUCAAAUGAACAACAAUUCUGCCAAGGCUGGUACAUCCAGCUUGCCAGAUGAAGAUAUCGAAUCUGGAAGAAGAUAGUUUCAAAGGUUGGCAGUUUAGUGGAGCUAAUGUGCAUAUGAGUUAGGACAUUUUUUCUUUCUUGAAGAGAGAAAUCUCACUGUAGUUAAUGAUGUUGGAGCUAUUAUGAUUAGGAAUAUUUUAUGUAUAACAAGAAUUGUUUCUUCAUAUGUGCUUAUACAUUCAUGUCACAAAAUCCCUUUUUUUGUCA
Molecule: messenger RNA, 1456 nt
Organism: Salvia hispanica
Lineage: Eukaryota; Viridiplantae; Streptophyta; Magnoliopsida; Lamiales; Lamiaceae
Product: putative lipid phosphate phosphatase 3, chloroplastic
Biological process (GO): phospholipid metabolic process; phospholipid dephosphorylation
Cellular component (GO): membrane
Molecular function (GO): phosphatidate phosphatase activity
Source: RefSeq, a predicted model, not a curated record